Messenger RNA from Urocitellus parryii (Arctic ground squirrel), 3453 nucleotides. It is a transcript of the gene Pecam1, whose product is annotated as platelet and endothelial cell adhesion molecule 1. The record is from RefSeq and is a predicted model, not a curated record. Gene Ontology annotation, molecular function: transmembrane signaling receptor activity. Gene Ontology annotation, cellular component: external side of plasma membrane. NCBI's taxonomy places the organism in Eukaryota, Metazoa, Chordata, Mammalia, Rodentia, Sciuridae. Gene Ontology annotation, biological process: cell surface receptor signaling pathway; immune response.
AGAUAUCAGGCCGGCCCAGGCCUCAUUGUUCUGGGUUUCCAGCAAUGGCCGCCAUUACCUGACCAGGAGAACAGCCCGUCUCUCUGCAGCUGCCACAGAAGUUACCAGAGUGGUUUCUGCUCUUCACAGGACCGGCUUGUCAUCGGUGGCAAAGGGGGAAGUGUUUUCUGCCCCAGAGGCAUGGCCCAGAGGCAGCACUAACUGUGCCUUCACCUUCCCGGCUCUCAGGAUGCAGCUGGGGUGGACCCRAGGGGGCAAGAUGCGGCUGGGAGUCCUGCUGAUGCUCCUGCUCUGUUGGAGUCUUGAUGGUACAGAGAACUCUUUCACCAUCAACACCAUCCAGAUGGAGAGCCUGCCCGACUGGACUGUGAAAAACGGGCAGAACCUGACCCUGAAGUGCGUGGUGGACAUCAGCAGCACCUUGCAGGUCAGGCCCCAGCACCUGAUGCUGUUCUACAAGGACGACGUGUUGCUCCAUAACGUCUCCUCUGUGGAGAACACGGAGAGCCUCUUCAUCCCCGCAGCCCGGGUGUACGACUCCGGGACGUACAAAUGUACUGUGGUCCUGAACAAAAAGGAGAAAACCACGAAGGAGUACCAGGUCUCCGUGAAAGGAGUGCCCGAUCCCAGAGUGACACUGGACAAGAAGGAGGCCAUACAAGGCGGGCUUGUGACAGUCAAUUGUUCUGUCCCAGAAGAAAAGGCCCCAAUACGCUUCAUCAUUGAAAAACUGGAUCUACAUUCACCACUUGUCAAGCAAAAAAAAGAGAAGAAUUCUCAGAAUCAGAAUUUUGUGACCUUGGAAUUCCCGGUUGAGGAGCAGGACCUGAUUUUAGUAUUCCGCUGUCAAGCUAAGAUCUUAUCUGGGAUGGACUUUGAGGUCUCAGAGCGCGUCAGGAGUGAACUGGUCACCGUGAGGGAGUCCUUCUCUAUCCCCAAAUUCCACAUCAGCCCCUCUGGAAUGAUCACAGAAGGAGAACAGCUCUACAUUAAGUGCACGAUUCAAGUGACACACCUGGCCCAUGAAAUGCCGGAAAUCAUCAUCCAGAAGGACAAGGCGAUCGUGGCCACCAACACCAACAGAAAGAACCCCGAGGCGGUCUACUCAGAAAUGGCCAUGGUGGAGCACAACGGCAACUACACCUGCAAAGUGGAGUCCAGCCGCAUUUCCAAGGUCAGCAGCAUCGUGGUCAACAUAACAGAACUGUUUUCCAAGCCGAAGCUGGAAUCUAACUCCAUCCGUCUAGACCAAGGUGAGAUGUUGAGCUUGUCAUGCUCCGUCCCAGGAGCACCUCUAGCCAACUUCACCAUCCAGAGGGACGGAGUGAUUGUGUCGCAGGACCAGAACUUCACCAAGAUCGCCUUUGAGUGGGACAGUGGCAGGUACACCUGCACCGCAGGCAUCGGCAAAGUCGUCAAGGAAAGCAACACAGUCCAGAUCACCGUGUGUGAAAAGCUCUCCAAGCCCAGGAUUUUUCAUGAUGCCAAGUCUGAGAUCAUAAAAGGACAGACCAUAAGAAUCAGCUGCCAUUCGAUCAAUGGAACGUCACCUAUUUCUUAUCGCCUUUUGAAAGCCACUCAUGAGUUAGAAGUACAGACRAAGCUCUCCAAGGAUCCUGCAGUAUUCGAAGACAAACCAACCCAGGAUGUAGAUUACCAGUGUGCCACAGAUAACUGCCAUUCCCUCCCUGGAAUGGUCAGUGAGGUUCUGAGGGUGAAGGUGAUAGCCCCGGUGAAUAAGGUCAGCCUUUCUAUCCUGGCGAGUCAGGAGGUGGAGUCUGGGGAGGAGAUUGUGCUUCUAUGCUCAGUGGCUGAAGGGACGGGUCCGAUCACAUAUAAGUUUUACAAAGAAAUGGAGGACAAACCCUUCUAUCAAGUAGUCACGAAUGAAACCAAUGCACAUUGGCGCAAGACAAAGGUUAGCAAGGAGCAAGAGGGACAGUACUACUGCACGGCUUCCAACAGAGCCAGCCCGCAGCAAAGCAGCCCCCAGAGCAACACCCUGGCAGUCCGAGUCUUUCUUGCUGCAUGGAAGAAAGGACUCAUUGCAGUUGUCGUCAUUGGAGUGAUCAUCACCACCUUGAUAGUUGGGGCCAAAUGCUAUUUUCUGAAGAAAGCCAAGGCCAAGCAGAUGCCCGUGGAGAUGUCCAGGCCAGCAGUGCCACUUCUGAACUCCAACAAUGAGAAGGUGUUGGAUCCCAAUAUCGAAGCCAACAGCCAUUAUGGUUAUGGCGAUGAUGUUGGAAACCAUGCAAUGAAACCACUAAAUGAAAAUAAAGACUCUCUGAGCUCAGACGUGGAGUAUACAGAGGUGGAAGUGACCCCAGUGGAGCCCCAUCAAGCUCUGGGAACGAAGGGGACAGAGACGGUGUACAGUGAGAUCCGGAAAGCCAACCCCAAUUUCAUGGAAAACAGAUAUUCUAGAACGGAAGGCUCCCUUGAUGGAACUUAGGACCAUGAAGACAAGGGCUCAUCCCCGAGAGGACAUCCACGUCCCCAAGAGGAGCAGAUGCUUCCUGUGUUCCAAGAGUUCUGCGCAUUUAUUUAUGACCUGCCCUGCUCCCACCGAACAUAGCAAUUCCUCCAGCCAAACCACCAGUUCUUGUGUCCACCCUGUUGUGUUAACGUUGGGCAUGAAGAAGUCAGGAGGGGCUGUUUAAUUGCCCAGGURACCCUCCUUCCAAGUUGGAGCAUCCAUGCAAUUUGGAAGAGCAGCAGGAGUUCAGGGUAAACAGGCCAUGGGGAUAUUCCGAAACUUGAAUACUUUGUCUUGUACGGAGAUUUAAAAAAAACCUUUCCCAUGUACCCUCCUACACUGACUCUGGUUUUGUUUUAUAGUCAGUUACUUCUAGUCAAUGGCCUGGUCUGGGGGCAGCUUGUUUUAGGGUAGUUUGUUUUCUUCUUUUCUUUCUUUUCCUGUGGUCCUUCAAAAGCCUGUAGCUCUGGGUAGCCCUUGUUCUUUGGAAGUGCACAGUGCUGGCCAUACAGCUUCUGUCUGUCCCCUCUAUGACGUCACCCGCCACAGUGGGAGAACACCGUGGCUUGGGAGCACCUCCUUUGAUCCACCGACCUGAAGCCCAGUUGACACAGGCAGAACCCGGAGGUGGGGCAGGCACGGGUGUUCUGGGCGGUUUUCUGUAUCUUCUCUUUUCUUCUCCCUGCUGAGGGCCAAAGGAUGAGAUGAUGGGAGCCUACAGCAGAUAGUGUUUUUUAAUAGGAAAAUGAAAUGUGUAUUUUUCUUACUAAUUUUUUUUUUUAUUUAUUCCUUGCUUUAAAAAAAAUGGUCUUCUGAGGUCUCAAGAUGGUUCUGAGGGGGGUCUUGGGAGCAUGGACGCAGGGCUGCCGCCCUUGGCACUGUGGAGUACGCACACCUAACCAAGAUGGCCUCAGUGACAUAGCUGCAGGGACCCUGCGGGAUGUUGUAUUAAAUAAAUUUGAUCUUUACUCUUCACA